Molecule: messenger RNA, 1160 nt
Organism: Pocillopora verrucosa
Lineage: Eukaryota; Metazoa; Cnidaria; Anthozoa; Scleractinia; Pocilloporidae
Source: RefSeq, a predicted model, not a curated record
UAAUCUCUUUCCGCGUGCUGUUUCGUUGACAUGGCGUUUCGUAGUCGAACCAGCCUUUUGUUUCGUUCUUCUCUCAGCGCUUUUAGAACGGUAGCAGCUAGGAGAACAUUUACUUCUCGUUUCAAGGAAAGUGGGUCCUAUUUUAAAUUCGCUGGACCUGUUCUGAUCGGUGCUUCGGCUGCUACUGCAGGACUAUUUGCUGCAAAUCAAUUGUACAGGAACAAUUUUACCCUCAUUGGAAAUGUUCACGCCGCAACAAAGGUUGAAGGCCAAGGUAAAUCAGAGAGAACCUUUAUCAUGGUCAAACCUGAUGGAGUCCAGCGGGGUUUGGUUGGAGAAAUUGUCAAGCGCUUUGAACAGAAAGGAUUCAAAUUAGUAGCAUUGAAAUUUAUGAAGGCGGACGAAGCCCUUCUGAAGGAACACUACGCAGACCUUAGUCAUCUGCCAUUUUUUCCAGGCCUGGUGAAACAUAUGUCCAGUGGACCAGUUGUGGCCAUGGUUUGGGAAGGUCUUAAUGUUGUGAAGACAGGACGCCGUAUGCUUGGAGAAACAGAUCCAGCAAAUUCUUUGCCAGGAACAAUCCGUGGAGACUUUUGUAUCCAGAUUGGAAGGUAAGCUGCUUACCCUCUGAACAUGUCGAAAGACGAGCGAACCUUCCUUAUGAUCAAACCAGAUGCUGUUCACAGAGGACUGAUAGCAGAUAUCAUUAAAAGAUUUGAACAGAAAGGGUUCAAAUUAGUCGCCAUGAAAUUUGUCAAGGCGAGUGAAGAACUCCUUAAAAAGCAUUACGAAGAACUGGCAAAGAAACCAUUCUAUAAUGGCCUUGUGAAAUAUAUGGGAUCAGGCCCUGUUGUGGCAAUGGUGUGGGAAGGACAAGGUGCUGUUUCAACAUGCAGAGCUAUUCUUGGAGAAACAGAUCCAGCAAAAUCUAAGCCAGGUACAGUGAGAGGAGAUUUUUCCAUUCACAUUGGCAGGAACAUCUGCCAUGGCAGUGAUUCAGUGGACACAGCAAACAGAGAAAUUAAGCUCUGGUUUAAAGACGAGGAGCUUGUUGAUUGGGAGCCAGAAAUGGCAAAAUGGAUUUAUGAAUAAAAAGUCUCCUGAGUUGGGUGAAGAGUAAAACAAUGAAUUUAAAUAAAGUUUCAUCAUUUUGAAUGGUA